AUGAAACUGACUGAUGAAUUAACAAAAAUAGUUUCACCAGAUUCUGGACAAAAACCAACAACACAACAAUUGGAAAAUCUCUUUGAAAAUCUUCCAUCAGUAAUUAAAGAUAAAUUACCAAGAGAAAAAUUAGAUAGUGUGAAAAAUCUAGUAAAUCAAUUGAAAAGCGUAAACGAUGAACAAGUAGAAAAGCAUGAACAAAUAGAGAGUGAAAAAACAGAAUUAUAA
Molecule: messenger RNA, 228 nt
Organism: Didymodactylos carnosus
Lineage: Eukaryota; Metazoa; Rotifera; Eurotatoria; Philodinida; Philodinidae
Source: the annotation of a GenBank genome assembly